AUGUCGUUUAGUGGUGGUGGUGGAUUUGGUGGAAGUAUAGGAGGUGAUGGCGAAGAUGGUGUUCCUGAAUCUGCAGCGAUGGAGGAGAAGGUCGGACGGUACUGGGCCUCGGGCUUCCGGGCAAAAUUUACACCCCUAAUGCCUGGCGAGGGAAAUUCAGAUGCUCGGCUCUUUCAGCUUCUCUCCCAUCUUCUUCAACAGGUGGAGUCCCUUACCAAUCAAGAAGAAGUUGAGCUACGCACAAAAAUUGAAGCACUUGGGUUAGAGGUUACCAAAGUUCCAAAAAAGCCUGCAGGAACUAUGGAUGAGUUGGAGAUUGCUAAAGAACUAGACAAGCUAUCAGCAAAGUUAGAUGAUGUAGAUGAGAUGAUAACUUCCGCUAUAGCGGAAGAUCCCCAGGUACAAACGCUUCUUAGUAGCACAGCUGAUUUGUGGAUGCCAGUAAUCACAGCUACUUCUGAAAAAAGGCGUAAGUUUACUGCAUCAAUUGAAGAAAGCUCCUGUAAAACUCAAGGGCAGAUUUCUGAUUGAGUUUAUUCAUAUAAACUUCUCGUUUUUAUUCGUUUCUUUUCAUUUUUCUAUAUUAAAAUUAUAAAUGUUCUGGUAUUGAGCUAGAGGGAGGAAAGUCUGAAAGUGUAAUUUGCAGAAGAUGCAGUAGUUCUAGAUAAGUUGAAUAAUGACAUUGUGAUUAAUGCUCGAGUCUGAACAACGCAAAGCUUAAAAAUUGAAAAUUCAUGAUUUAGUUUGAGGCGGU
Papaver somniferum (opium poppy) is the source of this 754-nucleotide messenger RNA. RefSeq lists its product as uncharacterized. Bases 1 to 531 code for a protein of 176 amino acids. The record is from RefSeq and is a predicted model, not a curated record. Lineage: Eukaryota; Viridiplantae; Streptophyta; Magnoliopsida; Ranunculales; Papaveraceae. The transcript is spliced from 4 exons.